AUGCUCAACGAUCUUUCCGUGCGUGCUAUUGAUGAGGAUAAGCUAUCUGAUUGCAGCGGUUAUGACAUCCUUGCGGGGGAUGCAUCAAAACCGUUCGAAGAUGAAUACUUGAUUGGUGGCGCUUUUUCCGAACCUGAAGUGCUUCCAAGCCUUCAACAUCAAAGGUAUCGUCGCAGAAGACGUGCCCGCAGACGGUGGGGUGCAGACCGAAGCCAACGCACUGUCAUAGUGGUAAAACAACCUAAAAUUGACCUUGAUAAAAUCAUGGUUGUCGCCUUUGGUAAGAUUCAUGCGAUUCUUACUGUUAAGGAAUCCGUUGCCUUCUAUAUGCCACCCCAGGAAGAUGAAAGCAAAGACGUGGGUAAAAAGACAACUAAUGGCGGGAAGAUUGGAAAUAUUCUUAAACCUUAA
This is a messenger RNA of Rodentolepis nana, 411 nucleotides long. Lineage: Eukaryota; Metazoa; Platyhelminthes; Cestoda; Cyclophyllidea; Hymenolepididae. The record is from the annotation of a GenBank genome assembly.